This is a messenger RNA of Paecilomyces variotii, 648 nucleotides long. RefSeq lists its product as hypothetical. Lineage: Eukaryota; Fungi; Ascomycota; Eurotiomycetes; Eurotiales; Thermoascaceae. The coding region runs from base 1 to 648 and encodes 215 amino acids. Gene Ontology annotation, molecular function: protein binding. The record is from RefSeq and is a predicted model, not a curated record. The transcript is spliced from 3 exons.
AUGGCUGACGAGAACGGACAACAAAAGGAAGACUGUUGGAGUGUCUUCAAAGGCUAUUACGGCUCUUCUGAAGACUCGGAUAUAACACUUUACCUGGGUCGCAAGAAGGUCCCUUUUCCCGCUCAUCGUCUGAUCCUUAAGGCUCGCAGCCCCUACUUCCGUGAAGUCGAGAAGGAUCAAGGUGGAAAAUACGACAUCUACAUGGAACGUGAACCUCGCAUCGGCGGUUUGAAGUUGAUGCUGCAGUAUAUCUAUACUGGAGACUACAGCUUCGAUGUAAGAACAGCGAAUGUCCAGGAAGAAUUUGAACCUGAUGUCGAUUCGCUGAACAUCCACGCGAUUGUCUGUUCAACCGCCAUCGAUUACGAUGUCAAGGGCCUCGAAGAUCUCUGUGUGAAAAAGUUCAAGAAGAGUAUCGUUACCAACUGGAACGUUCAAUCCUUUUGUCGCUGUGCAGAGAUGGUUUUCCACUACGCUUGUUUCUUCAACUGUAUGGCGCUACGUCCUGUGAUUGUUGAUACGGCCAUCAGCCACGCGGAAGAACUUCGUGAGCGCCCCGAGUUCAUCCAUGUCAUAGAUAGGAGUCAUGAUUUCGCAGAGGAUUUGGCGAAGAGAUUUCUGUGGGAACAUUCUGUGGGAAUAUUGUGA